AUGGAGAAUAAGGAAGCCGCAUUGCCGACGCAUGCAAAAGACAAUCCUAAUGUCUCAGCCGACGGCGCACCCUCGAAGAAUGCAUUGAAGAAAGCGCAAAAAGAAGCGGAAAAAGCUGCAAAGAAGGCCGCGGCAAAGGCAAAAGAGGCGGAGCAGAAAGCAGCUCAACAAAUGCAGGCAUCUGAGGACACGGCAAAGGACAAUUAUGGCAAAUUGCCGCAAGACGACCCCGAGAUUACGCAUCUCAAGAAGCUCGGGGAGGAGCACGUCGACAAAGAAGUUACCGUGAUUGUCAGAAUUCACAACAACAGAAGUCAGAGUGCAAAACUUGCGUUUCUCAUGUUGCGUCAGCAAGGCAAAACUAUUCAGGCUGUUGUUGCAGCCACAGGGGAGGCUGUGUCUAGGCAAAUGGUGAAAUGGGCUGUGGGCGUUAACGUUAACUCCUUCGUUCGCAUCUCAGGCAUUGUCAAAAAGCCCGAUCCUCCCGUCGCUUCGGCAUCGAUCAGCAGCCUCGAACUGCAUGUCACGAAGAUCUACCUUAUCGCCUCCGCCGCCGAGCAGAUCCCGAUGCAGGUCAAAGAUGCGGAACGACCACCACCACCAUCCAUCACCGGCGAGGAAGAAGGACCAGCAGUUGAUGCCGAGGGAGCUCCUAUUGUCACGUUAAAGACCCGCCUCGACAACCGCGUGAUUGAUCUACAAACGGAGUGCAAUCAAGCCAUCUUCACCAUCUCCUCAGCCGUCGAGGGCCUGUUUGAAGAAUACAUGCGCAAAUCUGGUUCCCGCAAGUUCAACACACCCAAGAUUCUUGGUGCGGCUACUGAGGGUGGCUCUGGGGUUUUCGAAGUGAACAAUUACUUUGGAAAGAGUGGGUAUCUUGCCCAAUCCCCACAACUGUACAAACAGAUGCUCAUUGCUGGGGAUUGCGAGAGUGUCUUUGAAAUUGGCCCGGUCUUUCGCGCGGAGAAUAGCAACACACAUCGACAUUUGACGGAGUUCACCGGUCUCGACUUUGAAAUGGUGUUCAACCACCACUAUCACGAAGUAUUAGAAUUUGCCGAGAACCUAAUCGUGUUCAUUGUCCACGAGCUCCAGACUCGCUACAAGGAUGAAAUCGCGGUCGUGCAAAGGUACUUCCCCCGCGCAGGAGAUUUCCGAAUCAAGGACGGCAAAGCCUUGCGAUUGAAAUAUUUCGAUGGGAUUAAGAUUCUGAAAGACGCGGGCAUGGAUACCACAGAACAAGACAACUAUGUCACAGACUUGACGACAGCUCAAGAGAAGAGAUUGGGACAGUUGAUAAGAGAAAAACACGACACGGAUUUCUACGUGCUGGAUGAAUUCCCCAUGGUGGUAAGGCCAUUCUACACGAAACCACACCCGACGGACCCGAAGUUGUCCAAUUCAUAUGACUUCUUCAUGCGUGGUGAAGAAAUCAUGUCUGGCGCUCAACGUAUCAAUGAUGCCGCAGAGCUAGAAGCAUCAAUGAGGAGCAAAGGAGUUGACCCGGAUGCAGAGGGGUUUCAAGACUAUGUCAAUGCAUUCAGACAGGGGUGUCGGCCACAUGCUGGCGGUGGGCUAGGUCUGAAUCGAAUCGUCAUGUUCUUCCUGGGGUUGGACAAUGUGAGGCAGGCGACACCCUUCCCUAGAGAUCCCCAGAGGUUGAGGCCUUAA
Messenger RNA from Cladophialophora psammophila CBS 110553, 1671 nucleotides. Its product is annotated as aspartyl-tRNA synthetase. Gene Ontology annotation, cellular component: cytosol; cytoplasm; aminoacyl-tRNA synthetase multienzyme complex. Gene Ontology annotation, biological process: aspartyl-tRNA aminoacylation. The coding region runs from base 1 to 1671 and encodes 556 amino acids. NCBI's taxonomy places the organism in Eukaryota, Fungi, Ascomycota, Eurotiomycetes, Chaetothyriales, Herpotrichiellaceae. The record is from RefSeq and is a predicted model, not a curated record. The transcript is spliced from 2 exons. Gene Ontology annotation, molecular function: ATP binding; RNA binding; aspartate-tRNA ligase activity.